Molecule: messenger RNA, 648 nt
Organism: Trichoplax adhaerens
Lineage: Eukaryota; Metazoa; Placozoa; Uniplacotomia; Trichoplacea; Trichoplacidae
Exons: 2
Coding region: 1-648 (215 amino acids)
Biological process (GO): retrograde transport, endosome to Golgi
Cellular component (GO): late endosome; phagocytic vesicle; lysosome
Molecular function (GO): GTP binding; GTPase activity
Source: RefSeq, a predicted model, not a curated record
AUGGCGAAUGACAAAGCUGCUAUAUUACUCAAAGUUAUCCUAUUAGGGGACGGUGGUGUUGGCAAAUCAUCUUUAAUGACUCGAUUUAUACAAGAUAAAUUCGAUGAAAAUUCAUACCACACUAUUGGCGUCGAAUUUCUGUCCAAAAACAUCAAUGUCAAUGGCAUUACUUACACUAUCCAAAUUUGGGAUACAGCUGGUCAAGAGCGCUAUCGCAGUUUGCGUACACCAUUUUACCGUGGUGCUGAUUGUUGUUUAUUAACCUUUGCCUUAGACAAUCGUAAUAGUUUUGACAAUUUAGCUACCUGGCGUAAAGAAUUUAUAUUCUAUGCUGAUGUUAACGAUCCUGAAACAUUUCCAUUUGUAGUCCUUGGUAAUAAAGUAGAUAUACAACAUGAACAGCGACAAAUUCAUCGUAGUGAAGCUGAAGAAUGGUGCUACAAUAAUUAUCAAAUGCCUUACUUAGAGACGAGUGCUAAAGAUUCAACAAAUGUUGAAGUUGCUUUUGUCAAAGCAAUUGAAAAAGCUGUUAAAUUAGAAGAAAAAGUAGCUAUUAAAACUGAUUUUAACAGUACAAUUGAUCUAACCAAAUGCAAAGAUAAAUCAAUCGCAUCGCUACUAACAUACUGGGCAACCUUUGCCUUUUAG